GAGAAAAGACAAGGGAGAAGGGAAGGAAGGAAGAUUUGGAGGGAAAAGAGGAGUGGAGAUGCCGGUGGCGAAACCAGAAAGGUGUGAUGGAAGGGUGAUUGCUCACGUUGAUUUGGAUUGCUUCUACGUUCAAGUGGAACAGAGAAAGCAGCCAAAUUUAAGGGGGUUGCCUAGCGCAGUCAUACAGUACAACUCAUAUAAAGGUGGCGCAUUGAUUGCUGUUAGCUAUGAGGCUCGCAACUUUGGAGUCAAACGUUCAAUGCGGGGUGAUGAAGCAAAGGAGACAUGCCCGCAAAUUCAACUGGUACAAGUUCCUGUUGCACGUGGUAAAGCCGAUCUCAACUCAUACAGGAAUGCAGGUUCAGAGGUUGUUUCGGUUCUUGCUCAGAAGGGUCGUUGUGAGAGGGCGUCGAUCGAUGAGGUAUAUCUUGACCUCACUGAUGCCGCUGAAACUAUGUUAAUGGAAACUCCUACGGAAAACAUGCAAGAUUUUGAGGAGGAAGUUCUCAAGUCACAUGUUUUGGGGCUUGAAAGUAAGGAUGGAAGCGAUGCCAAAGAAGAAAUUAGGAAGUGGCUUUGUAGAAGUGAUGCUGGUUACCAAGAUAAGCUAUUAGCUUGUGGAGCCUUGAUCGUUGCUGACCUCAGGAUGCAGGUGUUGAAUGAGACAGAAUUCACAUGCUCUGCUGGUAUUGCUCAUAAUAAGAUGCUGGCUAAACUUGCUAGUGCUAUGAACAAACCUGCACAACAAACGGUUGUGCCACACUCAUCUGUUGAAGGAUUGCUUGAGUCUUUGCCAAUAAAGAAAAUGAAACAGCUGGGAGGAAAGCUGGGGAGUUCCUUACAAAGUGAUCUUGGUGUCAACACCGUUGGUGAUCUGCUUCAGUUUUCAGAGGAGAGGCUACAACAACGUUAUGGGAUCAACACUGGUUCAUGGUUGUGGAAUAUUGCAAGAGGAAUCAGUGGGGAAGAAGUUGAGGGGCGAUUACUUCCCAAGAGCCAUGGUUCUGGCAAGACAUUUCCUGGGCCUCAGGCUUUGAAGACACUUGCUUCUGUUCAGCACUGGCUUAAUCAACUGUGUGAAGAGCUAAAUGAACGACUUCACACUGACUUGGAUCAAAACAAACGGAUUGCACACACACUGACCCUGCAUGCUAGAGCAUAUAAGACAGGGGUUUCAGAUUCACAUAGAAAGUUCCCUUCUAAAUCUUGUCCUUUAAGAUAUGGGACUAGAAAGAUUCAAGAGGAUGCCUUAAUUCUAUUUCAAGCUGGAUUACGUGAUUUCUUGGGGUUUUACAACUGUAAGAUUAAUAAUGGCAUCGAACAUAGCAACUGGGGAAUAACAUCACUUUCUGUAACUGCGAGUAAGAUUGUCCCCAUACCAUCUGGGACACAUUCAAUUGCUAAAUACUUUGGUGGGCGAUUUCAAUUUGGUUCUUCAUCAAAUCAAUCAUUAGAUAAUGUCAUUGUCGAAGCUGCACCAUCAUCACCUUCAGGUAGUGAAAAUUGUUCGGGAUUGAUUCCCUAUGAUAUGCAGCUCGAAUAUCUUGAAGAAGACACAGGAAUUGAACAUGCAAGGGCUUGUUUAGAUCAACAGGAUCCAUUUUGCAAUUUAUCCCGGAAAGUAGAUGGCUUGACUGAAGAGUCCUCCAUCAUAUCACCCCCAGGAAGUGAAGACAUAAUGACAGAGAGUGAGCCAUGUAGAGAUUUUCUUGCUAAAGAACCAAUGCUUGUUUCCAAUACAUCCCGUUUGAAAGCAGUUGAGAAGAAAAAAACAGCGGGAAAGAAGCUUCAAGGGAAUUGUUCAAUUGUAAAUUUCUUCAAUAAUUACCGUAAUUCCCAGUCUUCAUUGGAGCAGAAGAAUGUUAUAAACGUCCACGGUGUUAAAAUAUCAUCAUCACUCGGAUCCCCGUCUGCCAGUGAUAGUAAUUUCACUUGUAAUCAAGUUGAGCUGCCAGCUGAGAAUUCUCAUGAAGAGAUUGAUACAAACAACAGUGGAUAUAGCAGAGCUAAUAUGCCACAAGGAAGGCAAGCUUGGAGUUAUAACAUUGAUGAGAUUGACCCCUCAAUCAUUGAUGAAUUACCCCCAGAAAUCCAGGAUGAGUUUCGAGCCUGGCUUAGGCCUUAUAAGCGGACUAAUGUGGUUAAACGAGGUUCUAGUAUUACUCAUUACUUCUUACCUGACAAAAAGUAGAUAAAAUGAUUAUUGACUUUGGCGUGCUGUACAUAUUGUAUGAUAUUUUAGAAAUGUGCUGCUGAUUUGUGAUUGUCUACCUAGUUGAGAUUUUUAUGUUAUCAACGUGAGGAACCAUCUCGUUAUAUAUUAUGCUCCUUGUAAGGUUAUGUAAAUAUGCGUGCUUGUAUUCUU
Molecule: messenger RNA, 2365 nt
Organism: Gastrolobium bilobum
Lineage: Eukaryota; Viridiplantae; Streptophyta; Magnoliopsida; Fabales; Fabaceae
Product: DNA polymerase eta
Exons: 16
Coding region: 59-2191 (710 amino acids)
Biological process (GO): response to radiation; error-prone translesion synthesis
Cellular component (GO): nucleus; replication fork; site of double-strand break
Molecular function (GO): damaged DNA binding; DNA-directed DNA polymerase activity
Source: RefSeq, a predicted model, not a curated record